Messenger RNA from Elgaria multicarinata webbii, 275 nucleotides. RefSeq lists its product as uncharacterized. The transcript has a single exon. The record is from RefSeq and is a predicted model, not a curated record. The coding region runs from base 1 to 153 and encodes 50 amino acids. Lineage: Eukaryota; Metazoa; Chordata; Lepidosauria; Squamata; Anguidae.
AUGACGAAGAUCAGCUGGAUUAGAAAGAAUUGGCUGCUCGUGGCUGGACUGUCCUUUGUUGGUGUCCACGCUGGGACCUAUCUUAUACAAAGAGCUGCAAAGUCCUCUGCUAAAUCGGGCAUGGAAAUGAAAUCAAAGGGCCUUGAUGAAUGAAGCUGUUUCUACAUUUGCCACAUUUCUCAACUAACAUAGCAAUUUGUUAAAUAUCAGAGAGGUCCUGCCCUCUCCCUACGCAUUGUCACGUUUUGACUGUAAAAGAAAAGACACGUGUUGUG